Solanum pennellii is the source of this 1408-nucleotide messenger RNA. RefSeq names its product probable 2-oxoglutarate-dependent dioxygenase ANS. The coding region runs from base 127 to 1161 and encodes 344 amino acids. Lineage: Eukaryota; Viridiplantae; Streptophyta; Magnoliopsida; Solanales; Solanaceae. The record is from RefSeq and is a predicted model, not a curated record. The transcript is spliced from 4 exons.
CACUAUUUUCAAGGGCCUACUGUCCAAUCACCCAUCUAUGUAUUGAUUUUCUUGGGAUAUAUUUGGGAAACAAAGCAAACAGUAAGAUGUGCAACCACCUAACAUUUGCUUCUUACAAAAAAAAUUAUGGCUGAAACUCAAGAAACAGUUUUCAAAUCAGUACAAGAACUAGCAAAUACCAAUCAAGUUCCAGAAAAGUAUUUUUAUGCACAAGGAUCAAUCAAUACCCAUCCUCUUUUGUUGGAUGUGCCACAAGUUGAUCUUAGCCUUCUUACAUCCCCUAACAGACAACAACAGCUCAACAAACUUCAAUCAGGUCUCAAGUCUUGUGGCUGUAUCCAGGUCAUAAAUCAUGGAAUGGAAGAUUCAUUUCUUGACAAAGUGCGUGAAAUAAGCAAAAAGUUCUUUGCUCUUCCAACUGAAGAGAAGCUUAAAUAUGCAAGAACAGUUAAUCAAAUUGAAGGAUACGGAAAUGAUAAAGUUCUUACAGAUAAGCAAAGGCUUGAUUGGUCCGAUAGACUGCAUCUAAAUGUGUUCCCUGAAGAUAUAAGAGAACUCCGCUUCUGGCCACAAAAACCUGAAUGUUUUAGGGAAGUUUUUGAAGAAUAUAUGAAGAAUAUGAAGUUGUUGAGUGAGUCCCUCCUAAAGGCCAUUGCAGCGUCAUUGAACGUGGAGGAGAAUUGCUUUCUGGACCAGUGUGGAGAACGUGGAACGACUACAGCAAGAUUCAACUUCUACCCUCCGUGUCCAAGACCUGAUGUGGUACUCGGAGUCAAACAACAUGCUGAUGCAUCGGCCAUUACCAUCCUGUUGCAAGACAAAGAAGUUGAAGGGCUUCAGGUUCUCAAAGAUGAUCAAUGGUUCAGAGUGCCUGUUGUCCCAUAUGGUUUACUCAUCAAUGUUGGAGAUCAAGUUGAGGUAAUGAUCAAUGGCAUCUUUAAAAGCCCGGUGCACAGGGUGGUGACGAAUGCAGAACGAGAAAGAAACACCCUUGCUGUCUUCAUUAUGCCAGAUGUACAUGUUGGGAUUGGACCAGUAGAGAAGCUUAUCAACGAGGAAAGGCCGAGAGGGUACAAGGACAUUAAGAAUUAUGUUGCUCUCUUCUUCCAAAGCUAUCAGCAGGGGAAAAUACCAAUAGAAGCAGCGAAGAUAAGCCAAUAAUUUCAUUAGCUGAUGUUGGUUCCUUCUUUUCCUCUAUUUGUAUGUUUACUAGUCGUGGUUGCCUGUGCUGCGCACGAGCCCAACAUUAAGAUCUGGACAUGCUCUAAGAAGGGCAAGCUCUUGAAUAUAAGCAAGACAACGGAUUGAUCUAGAACCUAUUGUUAUUCAUUUACGAAAUAUACUAAAUGCAUAAUAUGUACCAAAAAUAGGAGUAAGGUGUGCGUACACCCAACCUCCCUAGACCUCA